CCACAAGGCUCCUCACCACAAAAUAUGGCUUAGAGAGAUCUUUUGUUCCCUCCAGCUGUGUUAGGCUAUUUCUCAGAUGAUUUCACCAGCACAAUAACUUGCUGCCCUCUACAACUUGAGCUUCACAGACUUCCAAAGAGAUACAACAAAUUUAAAUAUGGGGAUUCUAAGCCAGCUAUCAAUCAUUCACCUCCUCUGGGCUGCUAUGGUCUUUUGUCAAUACGAAGACUAUGAUUUUGAGGAUGAAUAUGAUGAGGACCCAAAUCAUCAACAUCCAUAUUAUUUUAAUCCAAAUACCCAAGCUGAAGUUCCUCGCUUUCCUUUUCCACUUCAGUGUGCCGGAGAAUGCUUUUGUCCACCAGCUUUUCCAUUAUCAAUGUACUGUGAUCAUCGUAAGCUUAAGACAAUACCAAAUAUCCCUAGUCACGUCCAACAACUUUAUCUGCAAAACAAUGAUAUUGAAGCUGUGCCUGCAGGACCAUUCACUAAUGUUACCUUCUUAAGAGAAAUUAACCUCAGCCAUAACAAAAUUAAAUUUCAUAUGAUUGACCAUGGUGUUUUUGCCAAACUUUCAAGCUUAGUGCAACUUCAUUUACAACAUAAUGAAUUAGAAGAAUUUCCAUUCCCACUCCCCAGCUCUCUAGAGAGACUCCUCCUUGGUUUCAAUAAGAUUUCUCGGUUAUCUGGAAAUGCAUUGGAAGGAUUACCCAACAUAACCAUGCUUGACCUUUGCAAUAAUUUUCUUGACGACUCAGUACUCAAAGGAAAACCGUUUACAAACAUGAAAAAUUUAAUGCAGCUCAACUUAUGCAACAACAAAUUACAGACUAUGCCUCCUGAUCUACCAUCAUCACUUAUGUAUCUCUCUCUCGAAAAUAACUCCAUUUCUUAUAUUCCAGAAAACUAUUUCAACAGACUUCCAAAAAUCAUUGCUCUAAGAAUGUCCCACAAUAACCUGCAGAACAUUCCACAUAACACCUUUAACCUACCUAACCUUCUAGAACUUAAUCUUGGACACAACAAAUUAAAACAAGUAUUCUAUAUUCCAAGAAGUUUGCAGCAUUUGUAUAUUGAAGACAAUGACAUCGAAAUCAUAAAUGUUACUUUGAUGUGUCCAUCUAUUGAUCCAAUGAACACCAACCAGUUAACCUAUAUACGAGUGGACCGAAAUAAGCUUACGAUUCCAAUAAGCACAUAUGCAUUCUUUUGCUUCCCUCACAUUCGAACCAUUUAUUACGGCGAACAAAACGGUAAUGUCAACAAGUCAACUCAGCUAAGAACACCAGUGUUUCGACGAUUUUUAACACCGGAAGAAUAUGACGAAGCAGAAGACAAUCAUGAAACACAUGAUCGUGAAACUGAAGAAGACCAUGAAGCAGAAGAGAACUAUUUUCAUCCUUACUUUCAGUGAAGUAACCAUUGUUAAUGAGUAUAUAUGGAAACUUUUCCUUAGUUGUGGGGUAUUCAUAUCCAUUUUAGAACCAUUGGAUAGGUUGGGAUAUUUAAGAUACAUUUAUAAAGUGUAGACAGGAUUAUAGUGUAGGUAAAUGUCCUAUUAUUGACGUAGUAAAAAACAUAAUACUAGGAGCAAAGAGCACUCACCGUAGCAUUAAAUAGCAGUCUGACAGAUAAUCUGGGUUGAUAACGGACUCAUCCUUGGGUGGGCAGCCUAAGCUGAAGAAAAUUGACCUGAAAAAGCUUCUAAUAUUCUAAAGUGAUCCAACUUGCAAAAUGACUAAAAUACAAUCAGUGUCAUGCUCAAUAGGAACAAGUGGAUAAGGGCAAAAAUCUAUCCAACUACAGAUCCUACUACUGACAGCAGUAGAAAAUAGACACACUAGAGAAAAGAACAGGAGGGUAAGAUCACAAAAAUACUUCCACAAGAUUCCUCCACAUCUUCUAGAAAUACAGAUGUUUCUUCUUCCAAUUUCUAAUUGGACAAGAAACUUAGAAACUUUGAGUUUCUAAUCUUCUUCAUAUUAUGUUUGCAGCGUCCUGCUAAUGUGUAUAUACUACUUGCUUUUCAGCUUGUACCUCAACUUUCACAACUCUUUCAAGGGAGAUUUUAGCUGAUUAGUAAUAUACGCAAUAAACAAUCUUUCAUCAAAGGUCUUAGGAUCUAGGGAAAAGGACGUGCAUUAAUACAACUGAACCAUUAGUAUUUAUAUUUUACCUAUGUUUAGCCCACAGUAUUUUAGAAGGCACCUAAAAUGUAAUGCAAUCUUUUUAUUAGAAUUGUUCAAGUAGAGCAGGUACAAGUAGUAGCAUACCAGGAUUUCUAAAUUAUUAAUUUAGACCAUCUUUCUGCAUAGCUAAUACCAAUUAGCUAUAUUCUGCUUCAAAGUAGAGCAAGCAUUGCUUUAAGAAAUCUAAAGAAAAAUACUUUAUACUACUUGAGCUAUGCAAAUUUUUUUAUUACGUCUUAUACCUAGAAACAGACCCAAAUAACUACAGAGUAAGAUAUAGGGCACUUUACUGCUUUUGUUUUAUUUAAAUUCUUUACUUUUCAGCACUUUUUUCCUGAUAAAUCUUUGUUAGCUGUGAGGAAGAAUCACCAUUUUCAACAAGAAAAACAAAUGACUGCAAGAAGUAGAACUAUACAUCACACUAUCAAUUUUACAUUAUAUUUUAAGUGUAGGAAAACUAAAAAGGCUAUAUAAAAUUAUGCAAACAAAUUUGUAUUAGAAUUUCUAAAAAGUUUCAGACAUGUUUGUUUCUCGUACCAUUUCAGUUAUUUUUUGAAGCCCAUCUUGGUGUAUUUUGGGUUCUGAGGCAACAAUUAAAGUUUUAACAAAAUGAAAAUACUUAAUGACACUUUUUUAAUGGAAAGAAAUUCCUCAUAAGCCCAUUAAUAUAAUCUUUAAGAACAUACACAGUCUUUAAGAACAAUUGGUCGUGAAAUUUGUGGAUACAAAAUUUAUUUUAUCAUUAUUAAUCUCUGCAUCUUAGUUCAACUAACAACAAAUCCAUUCUUUCUCUCCUUCUCCUUUUUCUUAUCUACAUUCUAAACAGAUAGAAUAUUUUUAUGGCAAAAUACUUUAUGGUCAUCCCACAAAUUUACAGCACUGCAGAAUUUAUCUUCCUCUUUUUAAAAAAAAAAAUGUUUACUAACAUUUAUCAACUUCAAGUACCUCUGGCUUCAUGAAGGAGGAGUAUAUGUUUGUAUUCAUUAUUUAAA
This is a messenger RNA of Grus americana (Whooping crane), 3178 nucleotides long. It is a transcript of the gene OMD, whose product is annotated as osteomodulin. NCBI's taxonomy places the organism in Eukaryota, Metazoa, Chordata, Aves, Gruiformes, Gruidae. Gene Ontology annotation, molecular function: protein binding. The transcript is spliced from 3 exons. The coding region runs from base 158 to 1411 and encodes 417 amino acids. The record is from RefSeq and is a predicted model, not a curated record.